AUGGCGCCUCUCAUCCUCCACAACGUUCCCGACGAGGAGCUAUACAUCGGCGACGACGGCAUCAAGCGCCCUUACGCCAUGGUUUUCCCACAACAAGAAGGCCUUCCCGGUGCCAGAAAUCGACGCGGUGUCGCAGAAACAGGCUCCUUUGGCAAAUCGACGCGGCGGUCACGCUCAAGAACCGGAACACCUGCAGGCCGCCGUGAGAACCCUACUGUCGCAGCUGCCGAUAAGAUCUUUGGCGACUGGAUCUCCUCCCAAGCAAUCACCACCAAUAAUCUUGCCGCCUCGACAACAACAGGAGCCGGCACAAACUCCGCCGCCGCCGUCCCACAGCGCAAGACCUCAGGGCUCUCCCAGGCGCCACUUCUGGCCUCCGCGGCGGACGAUACACCCGCGGCCGCCGAACCACGCAUCACUCGCCAUGUGCCCACCGAAGUUAUUCUGCGUGGUUACCGCUCGCCGUCGCAGCAGUAUGCCGCCAUUUCCCACUACGAGCAGCUUGCUGGCCUCAUCUGCGAGGAUUACCCUCGCGAACCGCCCCUCGAACAGCGCCGCUACAAGUCCGAACUGCGCGACCCUGCUUUCACCCGCCGUAGAGGCCUUACCGGCGAGGAGCGCGCCAAGGUCAACCGCGCCGAUGGAGGCGAGCACUGGGUCAAGGUCACAUUUGAAUCGGCCGACGCCGCCGACGCCGCGGUCUACGCCAGCCCUCAGCGUGUGCUGGGCUACCUAGUCUAUGCCGAGCCGUACCAUGGUCUACCUCCUGCUCGCGACGAGCCCAUUCCAGACGUCGAUUCCCUUAUCACCACCCACGAGGAACACAGCCGCUCACAGUCCGUCCCGGCAGGCAGCUUUGGCACACACAGAACACCGCGCAGCAAGCACCGCACGGCGAGCAAGAGCGGUAGCAAUCCCUUUGCCAUCUCCAACAACCGCUCCAUGAGCGACCUCUCCCCGCCAACGUCCCUCACCUCCUCCAACACGAUCGAGACGGCCACCAUCUCCAACACGACCAACUCGUCCGUGACCGUCACCGAGUCGCAGCCCCAGAUGCAGGCCGAGGACAGCUUGUUUUGCCGACGCAUCCCCACCGCGCGGAAGGCCAGGCUCCUUCCCGCCGAACAGGCGUUGCUGCCGCAGCAGAGCUACACCCAACGGCUCGUUAACAUGGUGCCUUUUCUCAAGUGGUUCAGCGGCUCCAUGAUUGGCAAUGAGGUCCCUCGCACUGACAACGGCGACUUUGACUGGAACCGCGCCAGCCUGUACUGGAAGAUUAUCUGGUGGCUGGACGCGACCUUUGGGCUGUUUGGGGGUGAAAUCCUGAGUGCCGACAAGGACGACUAA
Messenger RNA from Colletotrichum spaethianum, 1347 nucleotides. Its product is annotated as nucleoporin NUP53. The transcript is spliced from 2 exons. Lineage: Eukaryota; Fungi; Ascomycota; Sordariomycetes; Glomerellales; Glomerellaceae. The record is from RefSeq and is a predicted model, not a curated record. Bases 1 to 1347 code for a protein of 448 amino acids.